AUUGUAGACUAAAGGAUUUUUUGCAAGUUUUGACGAAGAACAUGGCCCACAUUCUUCAAGCUUUCCCCUUAUUAUAUUUGAAUUUAGGAGGAGAGCUGCUUUACAUUGUAGAACAACGUCUUCAAGCUCAGGAUGUUUCAGUUGAAAAAUGUGUUAAAGUUUUGAACGAUUUACUCUCAAUGAUGUUGGAUCGACAGUACCUCAACCGAAUUUUUCGGCCAGACAGGCUGAAUUCGCCGUCCAUGUUGAAGUCUUUGAUGGAAAAUAUUGUCCAUUCUUCCGUAAUGCGACUCGGACAAGACAGUCUUGACAAACUUUACGAUUUAAUGGCAAUGUCGGUGAAAUUUCAAUUCGUUUCAGCUCCAGAUGCCCAGUCGUUGUUAGCCAUUACAACAAAUCAUGUUGAGAGCUGGAUGCAAUUAACUGAAGACCCUGAAACCAUGUUGCAGAUCCAAUUUUCAAAGGAUUUACUUCUGACGCACUAUGCAAAACUUUCGCCAUGGGCAUGGAUGACCAUACGGCAUAGCUUACUGAAUUACUUGCAACCAUGCAAGACUCGCAUUACCACAUUCCUCGGCAGAGGAUUGCAGAGUCAGGCCGGCUAUUUCCAUAUAGAUAACAUGCGUCCUCUUCCAGAAGGCAUCGUUCUACCAGAACUUACAAUGGGAAAUUGCAAACCUUACAAUUUUCAAUGCGGGCAAUCCUCCAUAAUUCUAGGAAGCAACAUGUUCAAUGAUUACCAACAACCGCCACUUUUUCGGACAAUUGGAUUUACGUCACUGCAACGGAUUAUUGCUAAAUCAACAGAAAAUGAUACUCAGUUGAAUUUGAAAGAAGUGCAGGUAGGUUCCACAACAGCAGACGAAAAAGUCGAAUCGAUCCAGCUGGAGCUCAAGAAAAUUUCGCCUUCAGAGCACGAUACUAUGAAAGUCUUCGAAGAAACGCUGUUGGAUCUUUUCGAUGAAGCCACUGUGUCAGAAAUAAAAUAAAAUAAUCUUAUUCACGUCUUAUAGCAUUCCUUCAUAACAAUACAUUGGUUAUUUGAUUUA
Messenger RNA from Daphnia carinata, 1049 nucleotides. It is a transcript of the gene OSCP1, whose product is annotated as protein OSCP1-like. NCBI's taxonomy places the organism in Eukaryota, Metazoa, Arthropoda, Branchiopoda, Diplostraca, Daphniidae. The coding region runs from base 42 to 989 and encodes 315 amino acids. The record is from RefSeq and is a predicted model, not a curated record. Gene Ontology annotation, biological process: transport. Gene Ontology annotation, cellular component: plasma membrane; cytoplasm. The transcript is spliced from 3 exons.